AUGGAAUCUCUAAACCGCUACAUCCCCUACGCCCACAUGAUCGCAACGGUCUUUGGCCUUAUCGAGCUCGGUCUAACAUGUUACCUCGUAUCACCCUGGUGGCGAGCCCCCGGCAUCUACGCCUUCAUGCUCUUCAGCUCCGUCUGGACUUUGUUGGUUCUCAUUUACAUUGCCCUCUUCCCGCCUUACUUCCCCAAGACGUUCCAGCGCACCAUCGCCCUCGCGCUGGAGUGGAUCACCAUGAUCUUCUGGUUCGCCGGUUCGAUCGCUCUCGCCGUUUAUUUCGGGUCUCCGAGCUGCGGUGCCGGCACAUUCUGCGGAUGUGUCGAGGCCGCUACUGCGUUCGGCUUCCUUCUCUGGGUUACCUUUUUGUUCAUCGUUAUUGUCGAUACCAUGGCUACGCUCAAGGGUAGGGCAAGGGGUCAGAGGGCCAAGCCUGUUGUCGGAGUUUAG
Messenger RNA from Neurospora hispaniola, 453 nucleotides. RefSeq lists its product as uncharacterized. Bases 1 to 453 code for a protein of 150 amino acids. The record is from RefSeq and is a predicted model, not a curated record. Lineage: Eukaryota; Fungi; Ascomycota; Sordariomycetes; Sordariales; Sordariaceae. The transcript has 2 exons. Gene Ontology annotation, cellular component: membrane.